This is a messenger RNA of Physella acuta, 9212 nucleotides long. RefSeq lists its product as uncharacterized. Gene Ontology annotation, cellular component: RSF complex. The record is from RefSeq and is a predicted model, not a curated record. NCBI's taxonomy places the organism in Eukaryota, Metazoa, Mollusca, Gastropoda, Physidae. Gene Ontology annotation, molecular function: histone binding. Gene Ontology annotation, biological process: negative regulation of DNA-templated transcription.
GAACUAUUUUAUAAAUAUGGCGUCUGUAGGCGAAGGCGACUGUCACAAAGACCCAAACUUCGCAGUAAUUUGUUCAUUUUUUGAUAAAUUCUCAGAACCACUCGGUUUACCACACGUUACAUAUACUGAUCUACAAAGAUAUUUGGAGGAUACCUCUAACGAUGUUUCUAAAAUCCUUAUUGACAUUCAUGUGAGGCUACUGAGAAGAAUUGGAAAAACAUCUGUGACGUCUGAACGCUUUGAAAAAAGUAUUGUUAAGUUUUUACACCAUUUUUCUGAAUUUGAUGCUUGGGAAGUUGAAAGCUAUGGCUACAAGCAUGCUAAGCUUGCCACAAAGCUGAGAAUACUCAAGAAUCUUAUGGAAUGUCAGUUUGACUUCAAUCUAAAAUUUAAGGAGAAGGUAAAUGAGAGUAGUGCAGAAGAUAUGCGUUUGCUUCCUAUUGGAAGGGAUAAGGAGGGACAAGCUUACUGGUACCUCUUGGAUAAAGAGAUGAAUUUUUUGGUGUACAGAGAAGAACAGGAUGAUGAAGCAGCUGACACUUGGCAGCUUGUGUGCAGUGACAGACAAGAGCUUGCCAGACUGGUCAAUUCUCUACAAAGUGAAGCCAACAAAACAGUGAAAGAAGAAGAAGAUAAAGCCAGCACUAAUAGUUCAAGAAGUAGUAAGGAAUCCACACCUGAAAAGGUCAUCAUUAAAGAGGAGUCUGUUGAAGUCAAGCUGGAAAAGAAAAGCAAGAAAAAACUUGGAGAUCCUCUAAAACAAGAAGUCAAAUCUGAAGAUGAGCCAGAAACUGAUCAGGUUCAAAAUGUAAACAGACAUGUUGAAAGUGAAGAAAAACUAGCUGGACAAAAGGAGGGCACAGGAACAUUAGAGACCAAACCAACACAAGUCACACUCUCUCAUUCAGGUGGAGGGAAGAUGGCAGGUGAAGAGAUUCCUGAAACUUCUGAGAGCAACUCUAAAGGGAAUCAGGUGAUGAAAGUCCAGACUAGUGCUGAUAAUCUUAAGAAAACACAAGUCACCACUGAAAGCACCACCAGAAUAGAUUCUGAAAUCUCCCCUGAAAGCACAACAAGUAAGACAGAUUCUGAAGUCACCACUGGUGAGACUUUGAAAACAGAUCCUUGUAUCACCACUGAAAGCAUAACAAAUAAAACAGAUUCUGAAGUCACCACUGGUGAUACUAUCAAAACAGAUUCUGAAGUCACCACUGGUGAGACUGUGAAGGUAGAUUCUUGUAUCACCACUGAAAGCAUAACAAAUAAAACAGAUUCUUGCAUCACAACUGAUAGCACAAUCCAGAACACUAUAGAUUCUGAAAUACCCAAAACAGAUUCUGGAGUCACCACUGGUGAGACUGUGAAGGCAGAUCCUUGUGUCACCACUGAAAACAUAACAAGUAAGACAGAUUCUGUAGUCACCACUGGUGAUACUAUCAAAACAGAUUCUGAAGUCACCACUGGUGAGACUGUGAAGGUAGAUUCUUGUAUCACCACUGAAAGCAUAACAAAUAAAACAGAUUCUUUCAUCACAACUGAUAGCACAAUCCAGAACACUAUAGAUUCUGAAAUACCCAAAACAGAUUCUGGAGUCACCACUGGUGAGACUAUCAAGGCAGAUUCUUGUGUCACCACUGAUGAGACUAUCAAGGCAGAUUCUUGUGUCACCACUGGUGAGACUAUCAAGGCAGAUUCUGGAGUCACCACUGGUGAGACUAUCAAGGCAGAUUCUUGUGUCACCACUGGUGAGACUAUCAAGGCAGAUUCUGGAGUCACCACUGGUGAGACUAUCAAGGCAGAUUCUGGAGUCACCACUGGUGAGACUAUCAAGACAGAUUCUGGAGUCACCACUGGUUAUACUAUCAAGGCAGAUUCUGUAGUCACCACUGGUGAGACUAUCAAGACAGAUUCUGGAGUCACCACUGGUGAGACAAUCAAGACAGAUUCUGGAGUCACCACUGGUGAGACUAUCAAGACAGAUUCUGGAGUCACCACUGGUGAGACUAUCAAGGCAGAUUCUUGUGUCACCAGUGGUGAGACUACCAAGCCAGAUGUUGAAGUUGUCAGUGUUGAAAGUUUAACAAAUGUGACAGAAGCCACUAAAAGCCCAAGUGAUACUGACAGCAAAGAAAGUACUCAAGCAGUGCUUGUCUGUGCUAAAGAUCCUCCAGACAAAGGAACAACAAAAUUCAAUGAGGAAGAUGACCCUCAUUUCUUGCUCAAUAAAGACAGCUCAGAAAAAGGUCACCAGGCACAUGACAUUAAUGGAGACAUUAAAGAAGAUGAAAACCUGUCAGCUGGUCGGGGGUCACAGGAAACCUGUGCGGAGAAAACCAAACAUCCGUGUAACGGGAAACAAAUGCCCAAUGUUGUAGACAGUUCCUCUACAAGGGAACUCUGCUGUGUGGAACUUGAAAUAAAAGCUAAAGAGGGUGAAACUAAAGAAGCCAAUGAAAAUUUGCUAGAGAAGCCUAAAACAAAUCAAGUCAAUGAAGUGGAUAGUGAACCUGUUUGUGAACAGUCACAUGAAAUAUCAGAAAGUUGUACAAAUAGCCAAAGUAAAAAGACACAAGUAAAGUUGGAUGUGGCUAGUAAAGAAAAAAUGGAUGUGGCUAGUAUCCCUGUGGACCAUCUGGUACGUACCAGUAAAGACUUGACAAACAUAACUGGUUGUAAGAAUGAAUCACCACCUGAACCUUAUGACACAAGCACAAAAGAAGAAAAUGGUGAAGGGAGUCAACUCACUUCUCACAAGGGAGCUGAUGAAAAGUCUGUAGAUAAUGGGCUCAGUGUUGAGUGUGAAGAAGCAAGUAAGUUGCAAGGUGAAGAUCCAAAGGUAGCCCUAGAGGUACCAGACACCAGGGUGCUGUCAGUGGAUGAACCUUUGGCAAAGCCAACAGCACAACCAGAAGAGGAAAAAUAUCAAACUACAGAGUCACACCCAGAAGGAAAACUGGCUGGGACCAUUUGCAGUAAUGAAGAAAUAGAUAAUGUUUGUUCUGAUGAAAAGAUGAAUAAUGCAGCAGUUUCAGGUGAAAGGAAAAUAAGUGAGAACGCUGAACAUUCUCCUGGCCAUGAAUCUCAGCGCAAGUUGAAACGGUCUGCUCCAGAGCCAGGUAGUGAUGAGUCUGUUCAGUCUGAGCCUAAUGGCAAACGAGCCAAGCAAGCAACUAAGAAUCAGAAAACACGAGGUGGACGGAAUGCAGCGGCUAAGAGAAGAGCUAAGCAGCUGGUUAACAAAGACUCUGACAGUGAUGACAGUGAAACUCCUCUCAGCCAAGUGAGAAGCAGGGUCAGAAACCUAAAAGGCAAGUCUAGUAAGACAGAGCAAGAAUCUAAAUCUGGAGCAGAGAAUGAUGAAGAUGUGUCAGAUCCUGCCAAUGGGAAGCGUGCUAAGAAAAAGAAACCAGGUUCAAGCAGUGAAGCUCUGUCUGACGAUGAGGUUACCCCAGCAAAAAAAGGCAGGAAGCUAACGCAAGCAUCAGCCAAGGCCAAACCAGGGAAAACUAAAGGUAAAGCAGGUAACAAGACACCUGCGGCCCCAGGGGAGGAUGACAACUCCGGCAUCAGACGCAGCCUGAGAGUGAGACAGCUCAAGGCCAAAAGACCCCCCACACCAAGCUCGCCUAGUGAGGAGUCUGAGGCAGAAACAGAAGAUGAGGAUCCAGAUAGACAUUUUCUUGAUGUUUCCUUUACCCCAGAGGAGGAGUCUGGUGAUGAAGAGUUCAAACCAAAGGGCAGGAACUUUCAACGUCAGGCAGCUAGAAGUUGUAAAGAAAAUGAUGAAGAUUUUGUCAAUGAUGACACACCUUGUGUGAAGUGUGGGAAGUACAAUCAUCCUGAAAUGAUCCUGCUGUGUGACAAGUGUGAUGCUGGCUACCACACAGCCUGCUUGAGACCACCUCUAAUGUUGAUUCCUGAUGGGGACUGGUUUUGUCCACCUUGUGAACAUUCAAUGCUGGUUUCUAAACUGCUUGAGUGCUUGCAAGCCUUAGAUAAUGCCAAGAAGAAAAAGGAUCGUCUCAAUAAAAGACAAGAGAGACUUGCCUUUGUUGGAAUUAAUAUAAGCAAUAUUUUGCAAAGUGAUCGUAAAGAUGGUCGAUCUGAGAGGUUGAGUAAAACAGAAGAUGAGCUCUCUGCUGUAAAAAAGAAAAAGAUGGCUGAAGUUGAGUCAGGUAGCUCCACAUCAGAAGAAGAGGAACCAAAAGUAGUUUACAAGUCAGAAAGGCUGGCACUCCGUCAAGCCCAGAAUAGAUCAAAACGUGAGAAACACAAACUUCGUAGGGCCAAACUGAGAGAAAGUCCUGAGAUGGAAGUUUUGUCCAAAAGAACAUGUCGCUUGCGUAAUGCAGUAAGCUACCAGUUUAAAGAAUUUGAUGAACUCAUUAGCAGUGCAAUAGCAGAUGACAAACCUUGUCGAAGGGAGAAGCCUCCAGGUAUCACGCUCCACUUUGUUUCAGGUAUCAGCCGUGGUAAAGACAUGUCCAACAUACUGGGAGCAUCUGAUGAGGAGGAUGAGAAGAUCAGACAGAGGGAUGGAGAAUCUGGACAUCCACCGCCUGUGCUGAAGAAAAGGUCCAAGAGGAAACUGACCAAACUGGACAGUGACGAGGAGCAGGAGGAAGAGGAUGAGAGCGACGAGUUUAAAAUUUCUGAGGAUGAAGAUUCAGAAGCAACAGAAGUGGAGGAGGAAGGUGAAGUAGAGUCAACAGAUUCAGGUGACUGGAAGCCGCAGAAGACCUGGUACAACAGUAGAGCAUCAACUCAUAGACCCAGCAGGGCUGCCAAAAAUUUUGUUGUUGAUGAUGACGAGUAUGAGAGUGAUGAGAACGCCACCAAAAGACGCUCCACCCGGAACUCUAACCGCGGUCACAUUGUGUACAAUGACUGGGAGUCCAAUGAAGACCAGACUGACGAGGAGGAAUCAAACUUCUCAGACUGCAGCUCCAAUCAGUCCAUCUUCAAGCCUAAAAGAAAAAGUGCAAGUAAUAAAAAGGCUACAGCUCCAUCCAAGAAAAAAAGCAAGCCAAAGAAUGGUGAUCACUCAGAUAGCUCCAUUGCCAGGAAAAGAAAACUUCUAAGGAAACUGGUAAAGAAAAGGAGGAGGGACAUGAGUGAGAGUUUGGACUCGGAGGAUGAAGGCAACAGUGAGAAGAAGAAACACGACUCUGAUGGAAGUGAGUUUGUUCCUGAUGAUGAGGGCUCUGAUGAGUCUCCUAAAUUUAAAAAGAAAAAUGUACUUCGAUCCUCUGAUGAAGAAGAGGAGGAGGAUACAAAAACUGAAAACACUGACAGUAAGAGUCAACCAGCUCUACAGAGCACAGAGCAGGCUGAGGUACACCAACCACAGGUGACCAAAGUUGUGCAGGAAACAGUGUUGGCUAAAGUUGGGCCAGAACCAAUAGUGAGCACUGCUAAAGCCAUGCAGGAGGGAAUGUUGACCACAGCAAAGAUUGUACUUACCCCCAUAGAUAAACACUUUGAAGCCAUGAAGGCCUCAAUGAUAGAAAAAGCUGAGAAAGUUGUCCAAGCCAAAGGUAAAAAAGCUGCUCCAAAAAAUCCAAAAACUCCCAAAGGCAAAAAGAGGGGUAAAAAAGGCUGUCCUGACGAGAGCUUGUCUGCUUCAGCACCUGGCACAGGUGUUGAUGUGGCACUAGCACCUGGCACAGGUGUUGAUGUGGCACUAGCAUCUGGCACAGGUGAAAAUGUGGUACAGAAACCAGUAGCAGAAUCUGCUGACAUAAGUCCUGAGAAAAUUCCUGAAGCUCUCCCUAAAGGAAUGGCUGAGAAAAGAAAAAAAGUGCCCAACUUUUUAGAUGUCCCAUCAGGAGGUGAGGAGAGUGAUGACCAGAGGCUGGAUAGAAGAACUGGAGCUGAUGUCCAGGAUUCCAAGAGUGAGUUGCCUGCUUACACUGGUCAGCACCAGGCCCCGGCCAACUAUAAGACCAUGCCUUACCCUCCUGGUCAGCUGGCUCAACAAAUGAACUAUCCAUUCCCGCAUCCCAUGCAUGGCAUGCCACCAUUCUCCCAGUCCAGCAUGGGCUCCCCACCUGGGCCCAUGAGCACCAUGUCAGAUGGCUCUCAUGUUGGCCCUGCUGCCCCACACUACACAUCAGCUGUAAGACCUGGCCAGCAAAUGCUCAACAACUUACGGCCAGUUCACCCUGGUUACCCUGGACAUUACGGUCUGGGGCCCAACCAGCACAGGUUUCAACAUGGGGGCAACCAAGGAUAUCCCACUAUGGAAAUGGGCCAAGGUCAUCCUAAUAUGAAUCAAGCUCAUCAAAAGUUGGCAGAGCCUGUACCCAACAAUGGUAACCUCCCCCCUCCAGGGGCUCAUGGUCAUGUGCAGAAACACAUGGGAAUGAGGCCUCCAUUUCAUAUGGGUCAACAGCAUAACGAGAUGAACAACUUUAACCCAGGCUAUGGAGCCAACAGAAUGCCUGGCAUGCAGCAUCACUACUAUGAUCCUCAAGGCCCAGCUUCUCAAGGCCCACCUCAAGGAAUGGCCAUGCAUUAUCCAGGCCAUUACCAGAGCUCCCCACUUAACAGUAUGGGCCAGAUGACAAAAAAUUUGGGCCAGGCGCCACCCUUACAGUCCCCGCCUCAUGCACCAAGUGAGAGUGCUAGAGAAAAAGCCAGCAUGGUCUCUCCGCCAGCUCCAGAAACUCUUGUCAAACAGGAAAAAUUCUGUGAAAACCUCCCUGACACUCCCGCCAUACUGCCAGGGAAAGACUCAAAAAAGAAAGGGUCAUCUGCUAAGAAGUCCAAAACUAAAGGGCCACAAGCCAACAUGUCACCACCUACAGCUGUUGGUUCCAACAAGCCAAGCAAACUCCCCAGUGAAGAACAAAGCAAGCCUCCAGAUCCAGGUGACAAGCUGAGUAAAGAUCCUGCUGGCUUGGGUCCCUAUAGACCACCCAAAGACAUGUACAACCCUCCUCCAAACAUGCCCCUCUACCAGAUGCCUUACAUGCAGGGCCAGCAGCCCAAUAUGCACCACCCACAAAUGGCCCACACACAGGCUCCGUUCAUGUCCCAGAACUCUCACAUGCCAUCCCAGUGUUUGCCCCCUGCCCUGAACCAAGAUGCUGCACACAGUGAAAAGAAGGCCAGUGCUACAGAAGGUGCUGACAUGUCCAAAAUGGCAGGUGACUUGAGAAAAGGUGGUCAAUAUCCAAAUUCACAGGUGAGCCAGGGUCUCCCACCUGGUGAGCAAGGUCACCCAGUGCAGGCUAGUCAUGACCCUUAUUCUCAGAGAGGCCCACUCCACCUGCAUGGACCAAACCAGCCAGGAGCUUACUACCCUGAGCACUAUUACCAGGCGUACGGGGCUCCAGCACACCACAUGUGGCCACAAAGAAUGCCCCAUUGUGGACCCAGCUUGCCAAAUGUCUAUGGACACAACUCUGAGCCCAAACAGGAACCAAGAAUGGUGCCAGAUGCCAAAGCGUUGCCCACAGAAGCAGGAAAGGUGGUCCAUCCCGCCAUGUCUGAGCAGGAGGCUGGUAAAGCUUGUAAGUCUGAGAGUCAAGGCUCAGCCAAGCAGACAGCAGGCCCCAAGAAGGAAACACUAAUGCAGGACAUUAAAAAAGAACACACAGAAAGCAAACACCAUGAGAGUGUGGAGCCCACUGCAGAGUGUUCCGCUGCACGGCCCCCUGGGGCACCAGCCACCACAUCGCAACCGUGUGUCCAGCAACCUCCUGCAGCCAAAUACGCUACUGCUGACUCAGCAUUACAGUCUGGUGUUGUCACUACCCAGCCCCAAGCCCACCCUGGAGUUAACAUGGGUCAAGCUUGGGCAGAUGUGGCUCAUCAUUAUCCACAUCCACAAAGCAUGAAUCAUUGGCCCUCAAUGACUGAUCCCAACCAGUAUAAUAUGAUGUAUGCCCAUUCUAAUAUGGUUACUAAUCCACAUUAUCAAAAUCAGCCAGGAAGAGGCAUGACUCAUAAUCCCAUGGACGAGAGAGUCAGGCAUUCAGGGCCAUAUCCAUCCCCUCAGUACCCUGGAUAUGAGUCUAGCUACCCAGGGAACAUGGCUAACCCUAGACUGGGAGGCUACCCCACAGAGAUGAGCUCUUCCUUUAAAGCACAUGAAAUGAAAGACCCUGCUCAGUUUACCAAACCAAGUCCAGCCAGCAACCCAGGCGAGCAGUUCUCCGAGUCAGCAUCCAAACCUAAACGACCAAAGACAAUAAAGAAAUGUGCUAAAGAUAAUGUUUUAGUUGCCAGAGGGAGAGGCAGUAAGGGUAGGGGAAGAGGUCGAGGUGGUUUCAUGAUUGACAAUUUGCUAGAGGCUAGAGGUGAAGAAGACGGAGAGGACAGUGGUGAGAUGAAGGACAUUGUAAGCUAUGUGGCCACUGAUGACUACUUCAAGCAACAGACAAGUUCAUAACAUCAAGUCAUCUGCACACAUCCUUGGAGAAACACAUUCAAUUUGAAGGCAUAAUUGUGUCAUCUAGACACACACUGCUGACUUCAUACACAUUACUUUUUAUCUAUCUCAUUAAAUUAGUCAAGUAACCAUUUAUUCUGUUCUUGUACAUUUCUGAGCCUGACAUUGUCAGUAUAAUAAAGUAAUAUAUUCAUUGUAAAUAAUGUAAAUAGCUGCUGAGAUAUUUGUAGAAAUAUAGUAUUUUUGUCAUUUUCUUCAUUCUUGUAAAUGUAGUAACCUAACAAAUUUUCCUUAAUUUGUAACAAAUUACUAUCAAAACUAUUUUAUUUAUUAAUAUUAACUUGAUGUCUGCUGAAGUGCCAGCUGUUUGAUCUCUCUUUCCUGCAAAAAGCUGUAGGCAAGAUUCUGGAGAAAAUGUGAGCCUACCCUGCUGACUAUUGUCUGGCUCUCAGACAAGUUGCUCUUGUAGGUUUAGGUUGUGUUGACAUGGUCACAUGGUUGUUCUAAUAUACAUGUAUAGAGUUAAUUUUACCAAUGUCCAUGUGGGACAGCAUUUUUAUUUUACACAACUCAUAUCCAGAUGUUAUUGCUUGUAUUUACUGUCUUAAAAUAAAAUCUAACAUUCAAAUAUUCUUUUCUCAUGAAGUUUGUGAGAGAACUGCAUUUAUCCACUUGGAUGUGAAGUUUUGUUCCAAUUGUUCAAACUCCCAAUCACAAAUGGUGUUACAAAUACAUCUUAGUGUUGUCAUUGUUUUCUAGUUUUGUAAGUAGCAUUUUCAUCUAAAUUGUAAAUAAACUUCAUCGUACUUUAAAA